This is a messenger RNA of Penicillium salamii, 471 nucleotides long. The record is from the annotation of a GenBank genome assembly. NCBI's taxonomy places the organism in Eukaryota, Fungi, Ascomycota, Eurotiomycetes, Eurotiales, Aspergillaceae.
AUGGCAGGAACUACAUCCGACCACGAGCUCAUUCGGAACACCAUUGCCAGCGUCGCCAUCUCAUUCGAUGUCAAAAAAUUCGAAGACCUGCGCAAUUUCCUGACGGAACAUGUUGUCGCCGAUUACACUGGGUCACUUGGUCUAAUGGAGGGGGCAGACGCUGUCAUUGAGGGCUUGUCCAACGCGAUUGGGCACAUCAGCACAUUUCACGGCCUGACGACCCAAACCAUCCACCUCACUGGCGACGAUACCGCAGAAGCUACAACCUACUGCGCGGCUGGUCAUUUCUUGGGCGACAAGUCUUUCCUCGCGGAAGCCAGAUAUUUUGACAAGCUUGUGAAGGUUGUCGAGCAAGACAGCGUGAAGUGGAAGAUCUCAUACCGCCUGACCACUAUGAUGGGUGUUCCCCGAGGUGAUGUGUCGAUGUUCAGCAUCGAUUUGAAUGAAUGGGCUGAUAGCUUGAAGGCCUAA